AUGCGGGAGAAGACCGAGGCAAAACUCAAGGAGAUACAAAACAUGGAUAUCAUUGAGCCAGUCGAGGGACCGUCAUCUUGGGUCAGGCCGAUUGCUGUCACACCGAAGCAAUCUGGAGAUAUUCGUCUGUGCGUUGAUAUGACGCAAGCUAAUGAGGCCAUUAUUAAAGAGAGACACCCAAUACCUACCAUUGAUGAGAUCCUGAACGAGCUGAAUGGGAGUUAUAGCUUGUGUGAUAAAAAUGCCCUACAUGUGAGCGGCCGAUGUUAUUGGAAGAUAACCGAAUACCUAAAUUUUUUCAAUGCACACAAACGCUGUCAAGCUGAGGGUGGGAUACUGGCCGAGAUUCCGGAUCAAGAGGCACAGACAGAAAUAAUGGUUUUUUUCUACUUGCCACGGGAUAUUUGGAUCGGUGUGAAUGACAUCAAAGAAGAAGGGAAGUUCGUAAACAUGCUAAAUGAAACAGUCAGCUAUACAAAUUGGGAUUGGACUUCGGGUGAACCAAACAAUAAAGACCCUGUGGCUGCUGAUGUUGGUGAUUGUGUAAGAAUUUCACACGGAAGAUGGUUUGACACAGGGUGUUUUAGGACAUUUCAUGCGCUUUGUUCACAAAGACACAACAUCGAGUGUAAGUGUCCCUGUGCAAUAAUGAAGAAUCGGGUCAUUAUCAAAAACGAGGCAGAGUUACUAACGAAGAUUGACAACAUGAAAAAGGAACUCACCGUCAAUAAAUCAUUGUUGUCUAGCUCCAUCCGGAAGAGGACUUCCGCCGUAGAUCCGCGACCGUCCGCCUCCAUCGUCGGCGGUACAAUAAGCGUCGUUAUCAUCGCAACAUUCGUCGGUUUUAUCGCCCUGAGUGAUCUCACUCGGGUGAUUAACUUCUGCUGGAAAACCAUCUUAAAACGUUGGAAUAAUAUAAAAAGAGCGACACAAGAAGAAAAGGUUUAGAAGAAAAAGUGUGCGAGUAAUUUUCAAUGCAGAUAUUAUUUACCUGCAGAUACUUUUUCUAUUAUUGUUCGAAAAAAUUGAGUUCUUUCGGG
Messenger RNA from Magallana angulata, 1040 nucleotides. RefSeq lists its product as uncharacterized. Gene Ontology annotation, biological process: biological process involved in interspecies interaction between organisms. Gene Ontology annotation, cellular component: external side of plasma membrane. The record is from RefSeq and is a predicted model, not a curated record. NCBI's taxonomy places the organism in Eukaryota, Metazoa, Mollusca, Bivalvia, Ostreida, Ostreidae. Gene Ontology annotation, molecular function: carbohydrate binding. The coding region runs from base 1 to 948 and encodes 315 amino acids. The transcript has 4 exons.